AAUAACCUCACAUAUCUCGGCCUCGGUAAAAACGAGAUCCAAAAUGUGCCCAUUUUUGCUUUCAAAAAUAAUCCCAAUCUCCAGUAUAUAUACUUAAACAUGAAUAAGCUUAAGGAAUUCAAUAUGAAUACCUUGCUAUCUGCCAAGCAUUCCUUGAGCAUACUUGAUCUUAGCAAAAACCAUAUGAGCUCCUUCGAUUUCCAAUAUUUGGAGUAUUUCGAUAACCUGACUCAUCUGGAUCUAAGUUACAAUAAUUUGACGAGCGUGAAAGGGUUGGUAGAUUUAGAAUUGGUCCAUCACCAUAUAUAUGCCAUCUCUCUUGAAGGCAACCCAUUAGUCUGCGAUUGCGAUACUUUUCUACUGGCUCAAUGGUUUCACGAAACAUCUGGCUUGAUCGAUUUCCCUAGCAAACUAGAUUCCGCCACUUGUAGCGACCCUUCAAUGGGCCUUAACGCGAUCAAUAUUCUGAACAAAACUAUGAUCGACAUUUUAAUGCCACAUUGUGAACCACCUUUGCCGUAUGACGUUACAAAAAAUGAUCCAUCUUCUUCUUCACCGCCAGCAAAAAGUUCGGGUGAGCAGAGCAACAGAAAGAAAAAGACCUCAUCUGUCAUUAUAGCGGUCAUAGCUACGAUAGGCAGCAUCGCAACCAUCAUUCUGGCUGUCUUAUUAAUGACAGGUCGCAUUUUCAAGAAAUGCGAUUUCUCAAAUACCUCGUUACUUUCUAAAAUUUUAUCGCCUUUCAAACAUAGAACCCGUACCCUGAAAUUUUGUAAUACGGGAACUCCUGAUCAUAUUAGAUUCGAUAAUAAAGAAGCCAAUAACAGCACCCUUCCCAAGUCCUCGGCAUAG
This is a messenger RNA of Gordionus sp. m RMFG-2023, 852 nucleotides long. RefSeq lists its product as uncharacterized. The record is from RefSeq and is a predicted model, not a curated record. Lineage: Eukaryota; Metazoa; Nematomorpha; Gordioida; Chordodea; Parachordodidae. Gene Ontology annotation, cellular component: plasma membrane. The coding region runs from base 100 to 852 and encodes 250 amino acids. Gene Ontology annotation, molecular function: protein binding. The transcript is spliced from 2 exons.